This is a messenger RNA of Sinocyclocheilus anshuiensis, 1384 nucleotides long. Its product is annotated as growth arrest-specific protein 2-like. Bases 137 to 1324 code for a protein of 395 amino acids. Gene Ontology annotation, molecular function: cytoskeletal adaptor activity; microtubule binding; actin filament binding. The record is from RefSeq and is a predicted model, not a curated record. Gene Ontology annotation, biological process: actin crosslink formation. The transcript has 8 exons. Lineage: Eukaryota; Metazoa; Chordata; Actinopteri; Cypriniformes; Cyprinidae. Gene Ontology annotation, cellular component: actin filament.
AACACCGGCAAUGUUUCAUUUACAAAUUAAGCACUGGAUGUGCUGCUAUAAUUCAUAUGUGCAGCACAUUUAAUAGUCCAUUCAGGACCAUUCAGCCUGACCAUUGCUGCAGAGGCAGUCCAAUACUCGAGUCAUUAUGAAUGGUCCCUUCAGUCCCAGGCGGGAACCAGGACCUGACCUCUCCUGUCUGCACCAGUACAACGAGUGGCUGGUGUGUAGGCAUGAGUCCAGUCUACUGCCCAUGAAAGAAGAUCUGGCCACCUGGCUUAACAGAAUCCUUGGUUUGAAUAUAACAGUGGAUAACUUCAUGGACAGACUAGACACUGGUGUCGUCUUGUGUCAGCUUGCAGAGGCUCUACAAGAGAAGAUGGUUCUGGCCAGCAAUGUAAAGCCCUUUAUUCGGCGUGUGAUUCGCUGGCGGCCUGAUGCAGCCUCUGGAUCGUUCUUUGCUCGAGACAAUACAGCGAAUUUUCUGUACUGGUGCCGUAAAAUUGGAGUGGAGCCAUCACACCUGUUUGAAUCUGAAGAUCUUGUUCUUCAGAAGCAACCCAGGGAUGUGUGCUUGUGUCUCAUGCAACUUGGGAGAAUUGCUUCAAGGUAUGGCAUUGAGCCGCCUGUGCUGGUCAAGCUCGAGAGAGAGAUUGAGAAAGAGGAAGAUGAGUCUUUGUCACCAUCCAUGUACUUCGCCUCACCUCUGCCGUCUCCCUCCACCCCACCUGUUUUUUUCCCUCCUGAUCCAGAGCCCCCUCCAACCACAACCCCCUCAUCCAUCUCUACUCCAUCCCCUCCUCCGGACCCUUCUCCCUCUCCUCCUCUGGCCCCUCCCCCUCCCCCAGAGUCCACGUGCAUCUUCUCUGGCUCAAACACCCAGUCAGAACCUCAGCAAAGUUCACCAACUACACCAUCACCCAUCAGGACACCCGUCAAAUCAACGCCGCUCUCACCGUCAAAUGGCCUUGUGAAAACUAGUGGGAAACAGAGUAGCGGUAACAUGCUGGAUGCGAUUGUGAGGCAGAUAUCAGAGGAUCCACCAUGCAAAUGCCCAGUCAAAUUCUGCAUUGAGAAGCAGCCAAAAGGCCAUUAUCGUGUUGGAGACAAAGUCCUCUAUGUCAGGAUGCUGAAUGAUAAACAUGCCAUGGUGCGUGUUGGUGGUGGAUGGGAGACCUUUGGUACUUACUUGUUAAAGCAUGACCCGUGUAAGAUGACUGAGGUCGCUCGGCCUGGAACCAAAACCGGCAAGCCUAAUGGCAGGUCCCCAGUCAAGAGAGAGCUGUCCCGGGACAGUUAUCUGGUCGUAGGCACUCAUUCCCGCUUCAAGAAGUAAUUUGACUCAGUAACUGCUACUUCUGUUAAAUCAACAGCAGGCUGAUUUUUCUGUUGUUGU